Bactrocera oleae (olive fruit fly) is the source of this 6918-nucleotide messenger RNA. RefSeq names its product cytokine receptor. The record is from RefSeq and is a predicted model, not a curated record. Lineage: Eukaryota; Metazoa; Arthropoda; Insecta; Diptera; Tephritidae. Gene Ontology annotation, biological process: peptidyl-tyrosine dephosphorylation involved in inactivation of protein kinase activity. Gene Ontology annotation, molecular function: protein binding. Gene Ontology annotation, cellular component: signaling receptor complex.
AUUGUAUUAUAUUUGUCACACCAUAUCAGCAUAUACCUAAAGGAAUUUCUUAAUGAGCAUAGUUGGCAAGCUGGUUGGAGGUCUAACAUAGAGCGCAACAGCGCUGUUAAGUAGCGUAUAAAACAGUGGGUUCAUGUAAUAAAGUGAAGUUGUUUUUCUCAUUGUCCGUUGGGGUAAAGUCACAUCGUUCGUGCGCUGUAAUUAUAAAUAUACCAUAGACAGGGAAUGAACCUGUUGUGUGUUUCAAAGGCAAAGAUUCGUGUUUAAAUUAAUUAUAAGAAAUUUGUUGGCAGAAUUCAUAGAGUGGUUGUUAUUUUAUUAACGCAAGUGCAAAGCAAUUAGUGAAUACUGAAGUUUUCCAGUAUUGUGCAAUGGAAAUUAUUGCUAAAAAUUUGAGCAAAAACGAAAUGUAUGUAAGAGUAAAAUUCGAUUAAACGGGGAAAAAAUGCAGCAGCAUCUUAGCAACAAUAACAAGUACAACGAAGAAAACAAAUAACAACAAUAACCACAAUAUAUCAUCAACUAUCGUACGAAAUAAUUCGCAAACGUCAAUAACAACAAUAAUAAUAACAAAACCAACCACAUAGAGUAACAGCCAACAUGCGCAUAGAUGGCAAUACAUCAAAAACAACAAAAACAAGAGUAACAGUGACGACAACAGCAAGUGGCGAUAAAUUAAGGCGUUUGUUUGAAUUUGGCGUCAAAUAGCAUCGGAUGGUUGAAUUGCUUGCACAAAUAAUGAUAUAGACGAUUCCUAACGAUAUUGUUAAAUUGAGAAAUUAAGGAUAAUAAAAGUGUAUCCUUUAAAAAAAAAAUCCUCAUUCGCACGCAAGCGCUUCAAUCUUCAAUUUUAGUAAUGUGCCAGUGAAAUAGUGAAUUUAAGCCACAAGAAAUAUAUAAAAUUUAGUGUAAGAUUUUUUAAAUAUACAUAUGUAUAUUCAAAAUCAAAUGUGAAUAAAAAUAAAUAAACGAACGGAUUGUCAAUUAAAUAAAUCUUAAAAAUAUUAACAAAAACUAAUUACAUAAUAAGAUUCCAUAAUAUCGUAUAAAUGAGUUCGUAAAUCAAUUAUGAAACUACGAUUUACUGUUGAAUGUAACAAAAUGCCACAAAAACCAGAGCAAUGUACGAGAGCAAGUUGGCGAAUAGCAAUACUGUCCGUCGGCACCAUACUCCUGCACGCGAUCGCCGCAUUGACGGUGGAUGCGUCGGCUAUAAUGCUGGCGACAACAGUGCCGACAGUGCUGACAACAGCGGCGGCAUUGAACCCUUCAACACCAGAGUUUGUCAGACGUAGCAUCAGAGUGGGUUACAAUGGCAACGCAGUUAUAAUAUGUAAAACAUCCGAUCCAUCACAAACAUGGUUUCAUGAAGUUAUAGAAAAUAUAGAAAAAAAACCACUGCAUAUUAACAAUGAGAUUGCAAAUCAUUAUGCGUUGCUGCUCUUAAAAGGUAUAGAACGAAACGGUACCUACCGAUGCAUGCAAGGUGCGAAAAUAUUGAGCGAAACGAUGCUGAAAAUUGCAGCACCAGACUUAACAUCGCCGGAGCAAAUACAAAUUGGAACCGGUGAUGACGCCGCACUUGUUUUUGUCCAUGACAGCAACAUCAACAACAUCGGUUAUUCCAGUCGAAUAUUGCCUCGAAAUUACAGUGAUUAUAGAGACGAAAAAUUCAAUCAAAUUGAAGUCGAUGAGCAGACAACAUUGCUUUUGAUAAGGAAUGCAUCAGCUCAAAAGUCUAUAUUCACGUUUGAAUAUGAGGAUAAUCAACGCAGUCAUGAGUGGGAACUCGAUGUGGGAAAAGCUCCGGAGUCAGUAAGCAGUUUUCAAUGCACAGGUUACAACUAUGAAUCUAUGAGAUGCAGAAUGUUCUAUCCACCAAAUAACUUACCAACAGAAUAUAAAAUAACAUAUGUAGCAUUGAACAAGAUUUUGCAUUGCAAACUAGACAACGGCUCAUUCCAUAAUAUAACGUUGAAGACGCUAAAUACUGGCGAUUACUGCACUUAUAUUCCAUCCGCCAACUUUCAUAAUUUCACUUUGAUCGCGACGAAUGUUUUAGGAGAGUACACGAAUAAAUUUUCCAUAAACACCCAUGAGCGCGUCAUACCGGCUAAAUUGCAAGUCAAUGUGAGUAAUAAAACCCCCAACAGCGUGCGCUUAUCUUGGGAAAACGAUAAGAAAUAUUCCUAUGAACGUGGAUUGGAAUAUAAUAUUACUGUUGAACCGGUUAACUUCAAAAAGUACAAUUUAACUAAAUACAAUUUAAUUAAAUACAGUGCUCUCUUGAAAUAUGAUUUUAUACUCGAAAACCUUUCCUAUGCCUAUUGGCCAUAUGUUGUGAGGCUAACAGCGCGUGUUAAUUGCAAUACAUGCGAAUGGAAUGAACCAACUGAAGUGACCUUUAAUACCACCGAACGUAUACCCGAUCGUGCGCCACACACUUAUGUUGGUGGUUUCUAUAAUUAUGGAAAUGACACAACCCUAUAUUGGGAGGAUUUGCCAGAUUAUGAGAGGAAUGGUAAAAAUUUCACUUACGUCAUUCAAAAGUUGGAUAUGCAUGGACAAAAGUUGUACGAUAAGAAAGAAACCAAAAACACAAUAGUUGCUUUUCAUUGGUCUAAGACGCCUAAAAUGUAUAAAAUAUUCGCCAAAAAUGCAGUCGGUGUUUCGUCAAAUGUAAGCAUAAUACGCGUCCCACCCAGCGACAUGAAUCCGCCAUUAGAAAUUGAGAAGUUGUUUGAAAAUGGAGCAUUCAAAUUAAAAUGGAAGCAUCCACAUGACUACGAAAAGCGACCACCAAGCAACUAUACUGUCUUCUGGUGUCAGCAAAUGUUGAUGAAGAGGACUGAGUGUGAAGGUCCCAUGCACUUCAAAUAUGUAGAAAACACGAAAAGCGAAUAUCCCAUACCCUCGAGGAAUCAACUUAUAAUGGCCGUAGCCGCCAACUAUCCACUCGGAAGUAGUGGACUUAAGUGGACCACUUGCUUUGCUGAUUUAAACGCAUCCUUAAAGCAGAUAACGGUGGACGCUACCGUCAUGUCGGAGUCAAGCAUCUCUUUAAGCUGGUUUAAUACAAAUUGUAUGAAUGCAUUCGAUGGCUAUAAUAUAACCUAUUGCGUCAUGGAUAAUAAAACGUUGCCCAGUUGUCAUUCAGAAAUCGAAACGUUUAGACAAAGUAGAAACUUCAUUUUAACGAAUUUGCAACCAUAUACAUUUUAUAACAUCAGCAUACAGUUAUACGGCGCAAAUAAUCGAAAGAGCCCGCCUAGUACAGUGGUGGUUCGCCAAACUAAUGAAGCAGCACCUGAACCGCCAACUAAUCUUAAGUAUAUGGACGUGACAAGUAAUUCGGCAAAAAUUUCAUGGGAAGCGCCGACCGAAACCCAUGGGGUUCUGCAAAAGUAUUAUAUUUGGUAUAAAAAAUACUACGAAACGGAGGUAAAAUACAAUGAGACCGCUAACCUGUCUUAUAUAUUAACCGAUCUAAGCAGUGGCUCUGUCUAUGAAAUAUGGCUGACAGCGUGGACAUCAAAGCAAUCAAUUAAAAGUGCUUCAAUUAAUAUUACCACCAUGAUUGGCAUACCAACGUUACCAACAGAUGUAACGCUAAAUCGAGAUGGUGGUGAUUAUGUGCUCAGUUGGACCGCAGCUGAAAAUUUAGGACCCCAUACGGUGUUCUACGAGCUAAUAUUUAAUGACCAUAAUCUAAGACAGAUUUUAACGGUACAGCCAGGAACAGGAAAUAAACACGAGUGCCGCGUGAAAUAUCCCGAUUGCAGGGAGGGCGUACAAAAUAUGCAAGUACGCGCUAUAAAUGUAGUAGCCGAAAAGGACCUAGAUAAGAGCACUUUCGCUAUCGCAGAAGAAGAAGCAAUGCAACGAAUGCGUCGUCUCACCGAUCCUGCAUACGCACGAAGUCCACUACAGACGCAAGAAACUACUUAUAAUAUGUAUAAGUAUGACAUAUCAAAGGAACAUAUUGUGGCUGAUUACAAUAAAAAAGCGAAAAAAGCCGAAUAUGCAUACAAAUAUAAAACGCACAACGAUUUUAAGUGUGAACCAGUUGAUGGAAGUAUCCGAACACAAUUACCGGACAUGAGUAAUACAAGAUAUUACAUGUUGAAAUCGGAACCAAAGAGUUCGCCGAAUUACAAUUGUUUGCCAUUUCCGUGGGAAACAUUAGCGGCCUCGUUUAUUUUCGUUAGCAUGUUCAUAGUGACCAUACUUUGGACCUACAAUUUUAUGCAACGUCAAUGGAAGGUUUAUGUACGAUUUCCAGAUUCGGUGAUAAUACUAAUGAGCAUGAGCUCAAAAUCAACCAGUUGUUCGGAGGAUAAUAAACCGGAAAAUAUUUCGAUUGUAUCUACAAAAGCUAGUGAUGGUGCAUCGCUAAUCAAUAUUGGGAAUACGUCCGUACCUUCGAGUAGCAGUGAAAGUGGUGUCGAUGGCGUUGGCGACGGUGGCAGUGACACACCCAGUACAAGUAGUGAAGAUGUCAAUAGGGAAUUUUCACGUUGUUGGGCGAAAAGCGAGCCAGCAUCGCCACAGACUACAAUAACUUUAAAAAGUCUCAGCUCCUCUUCACCGUUGCGGUGUAAAAAGACAUUUGACAAGCCCAUUCUCAUUAAUGAUGACUACUUGCAAGCGGAACAAAUAGCACCAAUUAUUAUUAAUGACAGCAGCACAUCGAGCGAAUCUUCAUACUUACCCUUACAUUCAAUUACAUCAAAGUGCAGUUCAGCUUCGGAAAGUAGUGCUAACAAAGGAAAUUUCGGAGCUUAUGUUACAGCGGGCGAUAUCGCUGCAAGAGUGUCAACCCCACAUGUCGCUAUGCUCAACAAAAAUUCAAAGUCGCCGCUUUUGCUACAAAUGACAAAUAAUAAUAAUAAAAACAAUAUUAAUAAUAAUAAUUUAAUGAAAAAUGCGCCACUGGCGAACAAUUAUGUGCUACCAGAUUCACUCCACAAGUUGUCAACAGCGCAUGCCGGAAAGAAUUCCGUAAACCCAAUGGAAGUAAAGCACUCGCAAGCGAAAGCUGCAACGGCGCAGUCGCAACUCUUUCCAACGCUUGCAACCGGCGAUUAUGUGCUACCCGAUUCACUGCACAAGUUGCCCACAGCACAUAUGGCUACCACGCGGGAAGAUCAAAACGAAGCUGAAAAGCCAUUACAACAACAAUUUCCACAAAUAGCAAUCAAGCCAGCGCAGUCGGAGCCAUUUAAAAAUUUUGCGCUUACAACUGACGAUUAUGUGUUGCCCGAUGAGCUACCUAAGAUCGCUGCAUCGCAUACCAAUAUGUUUGAAAACAAGAAAUCUCUAAUGCCACUACCGCAACAACACUCACAAAGUAAUUCUAAGCAUGCGCAAGCCAAUAUUUUUAAAAAUAUGUCACUAACAAACAGUGGCUACCUACUACCCGAUACGUUGACCAAGUUUGCUGCUGCACAAAACGCUACCAGUGACGCGAAUAUUGACGACGAUUCAAAAACGCCAGUGCAACAACAAGUUCAGCCAAUAGUUUCAUACGGUUAUGUUACAUCAGAUUUUUGGUCACAGCAAAAUACAAUGAAAUGAAUUUGAACUCAUCGAGCUACUAUGGAAUGGCCAAAUUAAACAAUUUAACCAAAAAAAAAAUGUAUACAAAAAAAACAAAAGUGAAAAGAUUUGCACAAGCCAAGCUUCCUUAGUGAUCGUAUGCGGCAAACAUUUGCUGCGCUGAUAUUGUAAAAAUAAUACAACUCGUAUCAAGCAUAUUAAUUGCAUGUUUAUUGCUUAGUUGAUGACUAGCGAAAUUUUCACUAUCACGGCCAAAGUCUUAGGCAUUAUAUAGUUGUUGGUGAUUUACAUUUGGAAACUCUUUUGCGACUGAUUUACUGUUGUUAUUCGUAUAAGUGUGUGCGAAAGUGUUUGAAAGGUACUUAUAUGGCAUACAUGCCGCUAUACACAUGCAUUUAGUAUGUGUUUAACCAAAUAGUAAGUAAUAUAUUUACUAAACGUAAGAGUAAAAGGCUAUGAGUUUGUAGCGAUUCCCAAGUGAAACAGAAGAAUUUUUAUACUUAAACAAGUAAAAUAUAUUAUAUAAUAAGUAAAAUAUGUUUUAUAUUAUUAUAUUUACACUUAUGUACAUAUACAUAUUACUUAAGUAAAUGUUCUUCAAAGUGAAAAUAAUUUAAUUGAUUGCUUUAAUAAGUUCCUUAAAUAUUUUCGUUAUAUACUCAUUAUCUCAAAGAUAAACCUACAUACGUACAUACAGAAAUAAGUUGAAAGCAUCACAUUUACAUUUAUUUUCCUUUUUUUUUUUAGUUAGGUUAGGUUCAAUGCUACAACCAAACCUAACCUAAUAUUAGUUACUACCACUCUAAGCAGGGUUAGGUCACUGUAAGAUGAUCUUAAGAUCAUACAUUUGUAGAAAAUACUCGCCAAAAUUAUAAUAUUAAGUUCUUAAAGGGGUAUUCUAGCCUAGAAAAAAAAAUUAUAAUUUUUUUUAUAUUAUCAAAGUUUAACUAUUCAAUAAUAUGUUUGCAAGAGAAUUUUCAAAAUUCAAAUUAUUUUCGAAGAUUUAGGUAUUUUGAUAACCUGGCAUCCAAACUGUUUCGGCCGGAACUGAUACAUUAAACGCGUUUUUCUCGAAACUUUCUUUAUCAAAACGAUAACCACGAUUUCUCAGGUUCUACUGGACCGAUUUACCUGAAAUUUUUAGAAAUUCUUCUUUAUAGACAUGUCUAUGUCUGUAACUAACUAUAUCCAAUUUCAAUAAUUACCAUUUUUCAAAAUUUCGAACAGUCAAAUACAGUGGUUUAAAAAUGUUUUUUUUUGUUUGGUUGAAAUCGUGGGUAUGAUCACGUGUCGAAUCUACCCCCCACUUUAUCAGCUGGUAAUUUUUUAACUUUUUAUUUUUUUGCUGUAUUCUUGUAA